CCGAAACCAAGAUCUGGCUCGCCAUUGAUUUACGACUUGUAUGCUUGAGUGGAACUCUCUGCGGGUUUAUUGUUUUAGAUGACGAGCCAAACAAAAGCGUGCUAAUGGCGUCUACAAAUACCUUAUGUGCAAUAGAGAUAUCUGUCGGUUUAUAUUCACCUGCUGGGAAGGGAAUCUUAUGAAUAGAGUACUGUUGGUGCGACCACCACUAUUCAUUUAACGAAGUAUUUAUAGGUACUGUAAGGAAAUGAUACUAGUGCGCAUGUGUUAAAAGGACGCCAGAGUCACGAUCGAAAAGAAUGUUAAGUAUUGAAGCAUUGAAGUUCUAAUUGAACUCUUUGUCAGACCUCACACUAUAGCCAUCAUUGCUCAAGCGAGUCCCAGAAUUUGACAAAUGACUGUCAUGAUGAACCAUUCGGGACGCAGCGAUAUGAAGCGGAUGGCUUUGUUAUCUGCGUUGUAAUUAUUGUUGUCGGGUUAACAGAUUCAAAAUUAUGCAGAAACCCUUGCAAUCCAUCUGUUCAUAAAGUGAUCUCAGUUGUCACUUUUGCUGCGCAUUUCAUGUCGCUCUAGAUCUAUUGUCGACGAGCUCAAAUAUGAUCCUUGAAGUUUCUUGGUUUUCAUGGAAACAGUGUUCCACUAACGUUCAUAGCUAAGCAAGAUCGAAGAGAUACUGCAGAGUUGGAUAAACAUGAAUACAACUUUUCAAACGGGUUCUCUGGCAAAUGUUUCAACCGUAACAGUUUCAGAACUAGCCAGUCCGACUUCCGCGUGGUUUUCUAAUCAUGGCAAGUUUAUCACAACCGGAGAAUUUGUCGUAAGUGUACUGUUCUACAGCUGCGUGUUCCUUGCAAUCCUUGUGGGAAACGUGGUGGUAAUUUCCGCUUACGAGAAGAACUGGAGACUUCAAACUACUACAAACACUUUCAUACUUGGUUUAGCCGUGUCGGAUCUAUUAGCGGGGUUCGUCUCAAUCCCCUUUUGGGUGUAUGUAUACAGCUGCCAUCACUUCAAAAUUACACUGCAUCCGGUUGCAUAUGAAAUGUACAUCACAUUCGACGUGUUCAUUGGAUGUGCAUCGAUCUUUCAACUUACUGCCAUCAGUAUAGAGAGAUGCAUCGCCAUUGUCUGGCCGAUCAGACACCGAGCCCUUCGCGAAGGGAUCUUUCAUGCGAUGAUUCUUACCGCAUGGGGUUGUUCUGCAAUCGUGGCAGGAUUGUACCCGGUUCAAUUGAAACAUUGGGAAAAAGGCUACACGGCAUUUAUCUUCUCUACUUGCUUCAUCGGACCAUUUAUCGUCAUGUCUGGGGUUUAUUUCUUAAUCUACGAGACAGCAAGGCACUCGAGGUCCAGGAUUCACGCCGGAGGAGCAGCCCCCUCCAUUCACAGAGAAAUUCGUGUUGCGGGAACAGUGGCGCUAGUCACUGGAGUAUUCAUGAUCGCGUGGUUCCCCUUCUUUGUUGUCACCGUGGUAGCUACGUACGAUUUGGAGCGCUUACCUGAACCGCCAGGACUCUUCCGGCUGAUAGCCUCCGUGAAGGCCUUGCAUUACACAAACUCUGCUCUAAAUCCAAUCCUGUAUGGCUACCGGAAUCCGGAGAUGCGGAAUACUAUGCGUAGUGUAGCGCGCCAAUGCUACCCGCUCGGAUCUCGCGAGCAGAGGUAUCCAUCCAGGUUGCAGACAAUGCUGGAUCCUCGGCGAACACGAGAGUUCUUACCCGGUACCUCGCUGGCAGUGCGGUGGCCAGAUGAAAGACGAAGCACUCCGUUCUUUGGCAACAAAACAACUACAACGGUGGUUUCGUUCAGUAAUCGAGACGAAUAUGCGGAGUCGAGACCAACGAGCUUGCAUCAGUAAAUUCUAAAUACAUUACUUUUUGAUGCAGUGCUCUCUCAUUUCGAGAUAUUUUUAGAUGACUUUGCAUUCAUUGGUGCCAAUUUGUCGAGGGUAUUGAAGGACCCAGUGAUAAUUUUAUGCAAUGUCAGUACAAAGCGUGAAAACGUCAAUAACACAUGGUUAAUCGACGAGUUAAUUUUGUUUAAUUCAAAUCGCUAAAUUGCUAUGGGUAAUUAAUAACAAAACAACAUAUUAUGUUUGCAAGCAAUCUGGCAACACUUUUCUUAAUGCGAUUUGCAGUUUGAUCAAGUUAAAAUUACCAUUCUACACCGGUUUGUCGUUUUUGAAAACUAAGGAAGUCAUCAGGUAAAUAAUUGGCAAAAGGGCCAGAAAAGUUAUCAAAGUCUGCAAUUCAGUUCUUAUAUCCCAGAUUCAAGGUCAGAUAAGAAAAAUUUAGUUUGUAAGAGGACGGAACAAAAGAGAAAAUUUAGAAGUUGUUGGAUUAUCAGCCGGUUGUUAGAUUAUCAUAAAAUUUUAAAAUGUGAAUCGUAUGCAUCGGCUUAGGUCAAGAGAUUUGAUCAAAGGCCCCUCUGAUCUCUUGGUUUAGGAAGAAGCAUUCGGUACAAUUAAGUCUUCAAAGGAGCAGGUUCUCAUGAUCAGCAUCCUUAUGCGCUUUUACGUAAAUAGAAGACAUGAAAGAUGUUAUCCUCAAAACGAUUUUAAGAAAUAAGAUUUGAGAAAGUAAAUCAAGACGUACAUGAUGAGAAAAACGCGUACCCGCCGAAUGAGAAUAUAUGAAAAUCGUAUAUAUGCACUGCGGUUUUAAGAAUGUACACGAAAGCGAUCCCCGCUAUAUAUUUUUGUCUUCAUAAAAGUUCAUGUGUACCCUAGCCUGAGCACGAAAUGUGCUUCCAGUGUUAGUUCACUGAUUAGAGAGUAGAUAGGUCCAGGGGUUAGGGAAGGGGGGGUGGGGUGUGGAAGAAAUUAGACCACACGAAACCAAUAACAAUAACAUUUGACGAAAACGAAAUACAACUAAAGCAACUUUCACAAGGGAAGAUCAGUAAUGAAUUAAUAAACUAUUCAAAAGUAA
Stylophora pistillata is the source of this 2930-nucleotide messenger RNA. Its product is annotated as adenosine receptor A2b. The record is from RefSeq and is a predicted model, not a curated record. Gene Ontology annotation, cellular component: dendrite; plasma membrane. Gene Ontology annotation, molecular function: G protein-coupled serotonin receptor activity; neurotransmitter receptor activity. NCBI's taxonomy places the organism in Eukaryota, Metazoa, Cnidaria, Anthozoa, Scleractinia, Pocilloporidae. Gene Ontology annotation, biological process: chemical synaptic transmission; G protein-coupled receptor signaling pathway, coupled to cyclic nucleotide second messenger.